AGUCUUCACUGUAAAAUAUUACCGAAUAUUUAAAUAAUAAUGUGUUAAAGAAAUUCAUUUACUGACGUUGAUUUACGAUCUAUUAUAUUAACUACGAGAGAGAUUGUGUAACAACGUUGUUCAUUUUAUAUUCGUGAACAUCGGUACAAUAACUGUUCUUAAUGACAACCGGGCAACAUAACAUAGGUCUUCCAUGUACCUACCAAAGUGCUACAACAUUUUAAGCUACUGAGUCGAUGUAGGGACAAACAUUUUUUUCUCUGAACGUUAAGGGAUCAUUUGGUUCAUAUGAAAGUGCCCUGGGGUAGUGUUUCGUGUUUAAAACAUAAACUACAAGAGGACAUUACUUGUAUUUACUAUGUUUGAUAAAUUUCGACAAGGCAAAGCAAGAAAAAGUAACUAAUGUUGACAAGACAAGCCGGUGACGAAUUUUGUUUGACGGUAUCGCGAGAGCUACUCUUGUGUUGAAAUCAGUAACAAUUAAACAGGAAUUGAACCAAACCGCCAUAUCAGUUCAUAAAUUUCGAGAGAUAAAGACUCACAAGAAUGUUUCGUAGAUGAUCCGCGUCGAGAGACAAAUUCCUUGAAAGAAAGGAUUGCCUUACGUUACAUUGUAUUGGCACUAAAACGAUAAAAUAGUGUAGUUCAUUUGAUAAAAAUCGUAUUUUGUGUUAAAGCAAACUGAAAUGUUUUAAGGAGAAAGAAAUUGAAGAGAUAAUCUUGACUAAAGCAAUGGCGAAAUCACAAGCGCUUUCAAGUGAUAAAAAGGUGAUGGAUUUAGGGUCCGAGUAUAGCACGAGCAGCGCUUUUGAGAAAAAACCUAAUUGGGUAAAUUUAGCACAGCUUGAUGGACCGGUAGAAGACUCUUUAACGAACAGAUUUCUCUAUAAGCCUGCAUUACGUUUCCAUGGCAUCACUGGCGGAAUUUGGGGUCAAGGUCUUUCGGACGCCCAUUCAGUCACCUCCGAGUCUCGUCCCAAGCUAUCGAUUUGUGGACUCUCUGGCGUCACCACACCAUGGCGGUGACGGGGCCAGUACUAGUGACGUGGAUACACUUUACAACACAGCAAAUAUUCCGGCGCGAUCGCCACUUACUCUGCGGCGGAGGAACACGGUCGCGGUGAUUGUAGUGGCGAUAGCUCUCCUUGCCGCUGUAGCCGCAAUUACCGGUGUUAUUUUACACUUCCUGCACCCAAAAGCAAUGUUGCGAGCAAACGUCCGAUUUACAAUUGCUAACCGUAACUACACAGAUGAUAUGAGAAACAGUUCAAGCUUGGACUUUCAUGAACUUGCAAGACCGUUAUGUGAAGAGAUGGAUGUAUACUUCCUAACCAGUGAAUUGGCAGACUUUUAUUUAGGCUGUAACGUUGUUUCUAUGACGAAAGAAAAGUCGAAGAUGAAAACUGGAACAGCAGUGCAUUACACACUUGAUUUCAUAGACAACAAAGUUACUAACGACGGGGAAAGAAUAAAGAAGAUAAUCAUGCGAAAAUCGGGUCGACAGCAGACCGAAGAUACUCUUUAUCUAGCAAUAAGGGAUUUCCUGGUAUAUCUGAGAAGUUUAAAAGUAGGAGUCGAAGUUCUUCCUUUACCAGGCGACCACCCAGGCAGACGACACAGACCCAGAAUACCUUGGAAUGAAGAUGUAGACUUCAUAGCCCGUAAGUCAAAAGAUGUAAACAAUAGUGGGACUAAUACAUCAGUAUUAACCAAUACUAAAGAACUAACACAAAAUUUAACAGAACAGUUUGAGCGCAGUGGUGUUGACAUGUCAUUUGACAUACCAAGACUGGUUUUACCCAGAGGCUUACCGAAAUCCCCUAACUUUAGCGAUAUUGAGGAUAUGAAAAAGAUAUUAAGACAGCUUGUUGACAACAUGUACAACAUGACAACAAAAAUAGAUCACAUGCAGGAUGCUAUAAAUUUCAUAAACAAAACAUUUCACGAGACCCACAGACCCUUGUUUAACUUAGAAGAGACACUUGGAAAUAUGACAGUCUCCUUGGGAAACUUAAAUCAGAAUUUAAACAGUAUAAACGCCACAAUGACGGCAUUCAAGGAUUUCCUAAAACAAUUUGGAAAUAAGAUAUUUAAUAUUGAUGAUGUUAUAAAGAAUAUUGAUGACACAAUUGGAAAUUUGGGAAAAGCUGUAAGUUUCAUAGAAUUUUCAAUGUCCGAUAUAAAUGGCACGAUGAACGGUAUAUCUGAUAAUGUCAUCGACAUGAACAACACUUUAACGUACGUAAAUAGAAGUGUGUUAGAUGUAAAUUAUACAGCGGCGUAUUCAAAUGACACUUUGGAUAGUAUGCAACAAACUUUAAUAAGUCUGGAAAAUGCCAUUAAAAACCUUUCCUUUAAAGUAAAUAUUAUCAAUAACGGUUCUGACCAGUUUGAUAUUUCCUUGAAAAAUAUAAAUGAUACGGUUAAAAACACUCAUAAGAAACUUAACAGACUUCAUGGAAAAUUAUUGAAGUUCAAUUCAAGUAUGACAAGGGUGGCUGGUCAGGCACAAAAGCUUAAACAAACGUAUGACAAGAUAAAUAAAACAUUAGAGAAUAUGAAUGAACCGUAUAUGUUUAUCAAUGGAACCGUCCUUGAAGUCAUUGAAAAAUUAUCAACAAUAGAUGACCGGUUAUCUGAGUUAUAUAAAAACAUGGAUGUAGCACAAAGCAACAUUACUAUGAUGAAUGUAUCACUUCUUGCAUCGAUGGAUUGGCUAGACGAAAUGGUGCAGACACUAACAAAAUUCAAUUUAUGGAUGGAAAGUAAUGAUGAUCAAUUGCAAAUUAAUCUCAAUAACAAAGACAUGAUUGAAACUGUCGGUAUGCUCCUUAAUAUGAAUGGCACUUUAUCUGAAAUUGGUUAUGACGUUGAUCAUAUAAAUAUUCGGCUUGACAAGGUUGACUUGAAAUUAGAAAACCUAGAAGAACAAUUAUUACAAAUAGACAGAACACUAGAUGAUAUAGACGUUAAAUUUAAACUGCUGGACAAAACUCUUAAAUCAAUUAACGCUACAGUGAAAGACACCGACGUUUCAUUAAAAACAAUGAAUUUUACAAUAAAGGCUAUAAAAGACAUAUUUGAAAAUAGUAAGAUCUCUUUUGAAAACAUAAAUAGUACACUGGAUACCGUUAACAAAACAUUGAUAAUAAUCAAUAACACGGCAAUGGAAAUCAAUUCAACCGUGACAAAUGUGAACAAAACAUUUGAUGGUUUAACAAGUACUGUUAAACGUACAACUGGAUCGGCAAAACAACUAAAAUCAUCAGUAUCAGAAUUCAAAGGAACUGUAAGGGAGUUGAAUACACAAUUGUAUAAUGCAAAUGAAUCAAUGAGAAUUACUAUGAACAAAGCAGACAUUGCGACUAAGUCUUAUCUAAUGCUAAAUAAUACUCUUGCUGAAGUGGACAAGACUGUUUCAGAGCUACGAAAUAAACUAAAUGAGACAAACGGUACGCUCCUAAGCACAGACACAUCCUUACAAUUUGUGAACAACUCAUUAUUAGCUAUUCAAAAUUCAUUCCACAAAUUAAGAACAGACUUGUCAAGAAUACAAGAUUCAUAUUCUAAAAUGAAUGCAAGUAUAUACGGAUUCGGAGAUGCAUUUCCUACAAUACAGACAUCAAUUCAAGAAACACAAAAAGCUAUGAUAGUCCUACAAGAUGACAUAUUACAAUUAGAUGACGAACUGCACGACAAUAUACGAAAACGUGACUUAUUAGUAAACAAGAAAGCGGGCUUAAAUAACAAGUUAAAUGUUAUUUUAGAGAGGUUGGAUUUGUUACAAUCAACAAUACAAGAAAUUACAGACCGAUCCAAUAACACUGAAAAUGAUAUUGUGUUAAUGAAUGAAUCGGUAAAGGAUUCAAUGGAACUGUACUAUAAGACAGAAAAAAAUGUCAGGUACAUAAAUGACACACAUGAUAUAAUAAAAGAACUGUAUGAUUAUUUACAACAUCAUUCCGUCGCUACAAAGAAGAAUUUUAGUUCGCUUGGAGAGUCAAUGAAGACAUUGAAAGUAGAUUUUGAAGAAUGUCGGAGCAGUUUUGAGAAAUAUUCAAAUGUUGAUUUGAAUCUUGACACCAUAUCAUCAGAAAUUGCUAGCGAAAUCUUGAAAUACGAAAAUACUAAAGAAUCAUUUGAUCAUGUGAAACAAGCGUUUACGAACACGGAUAAAGUUUUAUGGAGUGAUGACGGAAAUCCUUCACUUGUUCAUAACACAUUCGAUUCGGUUGUUAAUGAAACAGAAAGGGUCAAUAAUACUGUAAAUAAAUUCCAGAAAGUUUUGAACGAGACAGACAAAAGUGUUACAGAUAUAACAGAUUUCAAGCAAGAUAUGCAUUUAAAAAUAAAAGAUAUGUAUAAACUUAAAGAUAAAAUCGACGCCAUAGACAGUACAGAAACAAUAGUUUCUAACGAAAUUACAAUAACUGAUAAGAUGAUAAAUGAUUUACACACCAACAUAACUAAAGGUAAAGAAGAUUUAUUACAAAAAUUAAAAUACGUUGAAAGAAUGAAAAGGAAUUUAGGCAAUAUCAACGGUACAGUUAACUCUACGAAGUCGUUUGAUAAUCUAGAAAAGGAUAUCAGAUCUUCUUUAGAUGAUGUGAAUACUGCCAUUGAACUGCUUGAAAAUUCGAGCAAUGUUUUCCAAGAAGAAGUACAUGGGUUCAAAAUAGCAAAUAAGACAUAUCAUAAAAACAUUUACGACUUGUCAAGUGAAAGUCAGAUUAUUUUGAACAAUACUUUAGAGGUAAUGAAAAAUACCAAAUCACAGACAAAUGAUUUACGCGUAGAGCUCCAUAAUAUUUCAACUUACGUCAGUAAUAUUUAUGAUAAGGUGAACACAACAAGUACUGAUAUUGAGAUCUUUGAAUUGAAGCUUCAAAAUCAAAAGACAAAAAAUAAUUUUGUAACAAGUGAAAGACCUUUAUUGGAAGAAGCCUACCAAAGAGCUUUUACGAAGUUAGACUCAAUAACUACAUGGCAAGAAAAAUUGUUUAAAGACUUCAAAACUUUACAAAAUAUUUCAGAGGUUCUUAAAAAACGCAUAGAUGAAAAACAAAAUGUAAAUAUAUCAAUUCUCGAAGAAGAAAGACAGCUAAAAACAUUCAUGGACAAGAUCAUUGAUUUUAAAAAUGAUUUAAGUACAAGUGACAUGUAUCUUGAAACUUUCUAUGAACGUUUCUCAAGGUUUGAUGAGUCAAGUCAUACACUCCAAGAUAUUAAAAAGGAAUACGAACAACAUUACCAUGCUGUUGAACAUUUCGAAACAGUUGUAAAAGAUAUACCUUCAGUUCAGAUGGAUAUAUUUAGUAAGACGGAAAAUAUAUCUAAAACAUUUGAGGAUCUAUUGCGACAGCUAACAGAACUUUUAAAUUUAAAACAACCUAUCAAAAAUGCAAGUGUGUCUGUUCUCGAGGUCAAAACAAAGUUAGAUAGUACAUGGAAAAAUGUUGAUGAAGCCAUAUCUCAUCAUUCUUGGUUACAGGAUGAGUUUGCUCGAAUAAAAAAUAAUUACACAAACUUCACAGCAACAGAAAUAGAUUUAACAGAGUCAUAUGUAAUUGAAGCCAUUGACGACAUAGAUAAACUUUUAUCCAACUUGACAUUUGACUUGCAAAAUGCAAAUGAAAGCGUUAUAAGUUUACAAGAUACGUAUGACACAGUUAAAAGGAUUUACACUAAGGACAUAUAUGAUAGGUUUAAUAUUGAUCAUACAAUACAACAAAUCUUAGUACCGACUGUGCAAAGCAUUCUAGAAAAAAGUGGAAAGAUAAGUAGUGAUUUGGAUUCUAUCAAUUUAAAUAUACGCAGACUAGAGGUGUCAAUUAAAGGUGUUAAUGAAACUAUUCACGUUACUAACAAGCAACUAUUUAUUGAUCGCCAAAAGAAGCUUUUAGCUGAUACAAAAUUUCCAGAGUUAGAAUUUUCUGUAAAAAAAGCGAAUGAUUCUAUAAUGGACAGCCUUUUGAGAUUAGAUGAAACAAAGUCUGACUUAGAAGGUAUCAUAACAGCAUAUGAUGAUCUAAGUGAACGUCUGACACAGUAUCCUCACUUUAAUAUAUCACUGGGCGAUUUAGGCAAAAGAUUGCAUAUUUUCAACGAGUCUAUAUCAUCUUUAUUAGAUGAAUUGAAUGCAAGUACUGAUCUAUUGAAUCAGCUUAAUAAUACACUUUGGGACGAUGAUGGUCGCAGAUAUUCAAAUAACGAAACAAUAGAUGAUAUGAAAAAGCGAUACAAACGUGUAGAUGAGAUGCUCAACAAAAUAUUUGGAGAUUUGAGUGAUAUAAAUUCUGCAAUUGCAACAAUAAAUAAUGGUUCAGCGGAAUUAGCUACACAAUUGUCAUCUCUGAAUGAUACUGUAGACAGUGUAAAUAAUUCCGAUAAACUGUAUGUCAAACUUUAUAGUGUAUUCACCACCAUGGAGAAAGAUUUUGAAGAUAAAAGAGUAAAAGUAAAUGAACUUUCUAAAAAUGUUUCAGAUAUUACAGAAUCAUUCAGAUCAAUAGAAAACAGAUUUGCAAAUAUUAACCAAAGUGUUUUCAAUAAGCUUGUUAAUCAGUUUAAUGAGGAACAGUCAAACAUUAUCAAUAGUGUAGAUAGUCUAAAGAAUUUAACGAACCAUACAUCAAAUGAUCUCAGUAUAAUUCGAACUUUGUUUGAUUUAGUCAAAGUUUUUAGCAAUAAAACGUCGAACUCGACAAAAGACAUAACAGAAUCUGUGUUUGAACAAAAUCAAAUCUUAAAGAACAUAUCACAGUUACUUACUAAUGUGGAGAAAAAUAUUGAUGACAUAGGACAUAACUCAUCUUAUGUUAAACCGUCAAUACAUCAGUUAGAUAACAAACGUGUCCAGAUAGAGAGAGAAUUUCGCCGACAGGAAAAACUAGAUUUUUUUGAAAAAUACUUUCCUAAGAAUAAAUAUGACAAUUUGAAUGACACAAUUGAAUCUGUAAAAAGAGCAAACAGUGGCUUGGAAUCGCAUUAUAAACUUUUAGAUAAACAUUUUAAUGAAUUAAGGUUUAAUCUAAGCAAACAUAAAAACAUACAUUUGGACAUUUCACAGAUAGGCAACUCUUCAGCAAUUGCACAUGCUUUUGUUGUGAACAAUUCAGUUGUUCUUCGUAAUAUUUCAAACGAUUAUUUGGAAUUAAAGACAUUGCUGUAUGCCAACGACGAAUCAGUCGUUAGUGAUGCAGAGUCAAUAGACGAUAUGAGGAAGAGAUAUGAAACUAUUAACAACCGUAUUGACAACAUAACGUCUGAGCUUUUGAGUAUGAAAGACAAUAUUGGACAACAAAACUCAAUAUUAGAACAAAACGCUGAAACAAUUGUUGUAUAUCAGAAAUUAAUAUCAUCAUACGAAAACGCCAGAAAAAAUACUUUUGAAAUGAUACAAUCAAACAAAAACUGGAACAAAACAUUUGUUGCAAUUCAAAACCUGAAUUUGGAAAGGAACGCUUCUUUUACAUCUGUACGUGACAUAUACAAGUCUAUGUGCACAGCCUUUAAUGGUACAACUAGCGAGGCAAUUGAAAAUUUGAAAUCAAAAAUAGAUAAAAACAUAAAAGAUUUAUUAACCAAAUUGAAUAUUAUGGAUGGCUCUAAUAAAGCAGUUUUGAACAAUGUUUCAAUUUCCGAAAAUGUUACAAUCAGCUACGCUGUGGAACUGAUGGGUGAUCAUCAAAAUUCUGAUCUAUUAAGAAAAGUUCUUUUAAAAUAUGAAGGUGUAGCAAGCUCCGUUAAUAAAUCAACGUCUUCACUUUCACAGAUGAAUAAAACUUUGAUAGAAAACGGUAGCAUAAUAGACAAUGAAAUCACGGCUCUUCAAAGAAAUGUCAAAAAUCUCAGAGAGAUGUUUAUACGACAACAAAAGCUUGAUUAUAUUGAGGAGAACGCGCCGAUAUUGCUCAAUUUGCUACAAAAGACCAAGAACGAUAUGAAGCAGGCUGAACUUGAUGUCGACGAAAUAAAAAAUAAGACAAAAUCGUUACAAAUACAAUACGAAAUGACAAAUAAUAUUACAAAAAACACAUCCUCAUUGGAGAUUCCUUUGAUACGAAGCAUCCACCUGAUGAAGGCAGCAAAAGACAGUUUGAAUAAGUCUGAAAAUAUCUUAAAAAGCGAAAGUAGUAUUAUUAAAAAUAUAGAUUUAAAUAAAAUCAAAUCAUUUUAUAGUUCAAAUGAUACUCUUGAAGAUAUUAUGAAUUUCUUUGUUGAUUCGAAAAAAAAUAUUUCAAAAGUGAGUAAAACUAUUGACCAGAUAAUACAGAAGAAGCGUGAUUUGGGAGAGGAAGUAAACGGGGAAGAGAAUUAUCUUAAAGAACUGUACGAUGAAACUAUAAAACUACAAAGUCUAAAACAGGCAUAUGAGUCAACAAAUGGAGAACUUGUAAACGAAGGGAAGCAAAUACAGAUUGCAAUCAGGAAUAAUUCACGUCUGGCUGAAGGAAAAACGUAUCUCGAUAAUAGGCUUGCUGAUAUCGUUCAGUCAUUCAAAAAUGUGAAAGAGAAAUCAUUGUACAAUGAUGUUAAUAUGAUAUUAAGCGACCUUAUAAACCUUGGCGAUGGAUACACACUUUUAAAUAAAUCUAUCAAUAGUACAAAUGAUGCUUUCGUAGAAAAUAUGAACAAAUCUGACCAAAUUUACGGUAAAUUAAACACGAUUUCAGCCACCCUCUAUGAAUUAAAAGAGAAAACAACUAAAGCUUACCCGAUAAGAGGUGACAUCUCUGAAGGCCUCAUCUUCAUAAAAAAUAGAACAAAUGAAAUAGCAAAUGUAAUGGCUACAAAUCUUGAUAUGCUUCCAAAAAUAAAUAAAAGUAUCAGCAAUUUGCAAGAAAAGUUUAGAAAGCAGGAAAUACAUGAAUACAUCAAGGAAAACUUUCCCAGCCUACUUAAGCAUUAUGAUCAUGUGAAUAAAACACUUGAUAAUUUACACGAACGAAUUAUUGUUGUGACUGAGAACCUGAUAAGUGUGCAUAAAAAUAGUGUUGAAACCAUACAACAAUUAAAUGACAGUCGUUCAAUUGAAAUAUCGUUUGAUAAUAUAUCAACCGUAAUCGAUCGAGGAAAUGUAUCACUGAAAAAUGUCAUCUUUGACAAAAAUCGACUUGAGAGCAUUUACAAAGAAAUGGAGAACGUAAUCUCAAACAGCGUGGGGUCAAAUGAAACGUUAGAAGAUAUCAAGAGACGAUUUGCAGGAUAUGAGCAACUCUUACAGCAAAUAUCCGCAAAUGUAACAGAACUAAAUACUUCUCUAAGUGAUAUUGAUAGUGAAAUGGAUCAGGUACAAACAACAAUUGAUAUUCACAAUGCCGCACUUACAAAUUUCCACGUUAUUCUGGGUGAUGCUGAGGAAACAGAUCAAUCCCUCAAAAAACUAAGAGAAACGAAAAUACCCGUUGAAGAUGAUCUUAAUCAUUUUGAAAUUAAAGCUGAUUUUUUGAAAUUACGGCUUGAAUCACUGUCUUUGCGAUUUGAGGAAUUAAAUAGUACGUUAUUAAAUAACGAAAGGGAUAACAUUGGUCAUAAUAUGAUUGAUUUUGUGGAUACACUAACAAAGACACAACAACAGCUUCAUGAACAGAAAGACAAGUUAGAACAAGUGUCUAAGAAUAACAGCAUAUUAAAACAAAAUCUCAAUGAAUCAAUUACAACAAUUGAUCAGUUAAAGGUUGUGUCUCAUGAUGCAACAAGACAAAUCAGUAUAAUAACUGACAAUAUGCAGGCCAUAAAAAAAAAUAUUGAAAAUGAUAUAAGACCUAAAGUUGCUCCAUAUAAUAAAACAAUAGAGAGUAUUGAAGAUGACAUAAAUAAUUUAGUGAACAAAUAUUUAGAACAAGAAAAGAAUGAUUUUUUUGAGUCCAAUAUCCCGCUGUUGAUGCAAUUGUACAAAAAGGUGAAUAAAUCUUUAGAUGAAACGAAGGCUAGUCUACUUAGAUCAGCUUCGACAAAUAAUCUGAUGAAUAAAACGAUUCAAGAUCUUCAAGAAAAAAUAAAUGCAUUUUCCAAUAUCAAGAUUACAACUGAACAUGAACUACGACAACUAAAUUUACUACAGGAAAACAACACAAAUGGAAAUUCACAGUUAAAUCAAGCAAUGGAUCAUUUUAUUAGCUUCAAUACUGAUAUAUUUAAACGGAAAGAAUGGUCAAAUAUUUCCAUUGAUCGUAUAAAAGACGUAUUUGAUGACUCUAUGAAAAAUAUUUCUUUGAUAAACAGUACGUUAAACGACAUUAACUCUGUUAUCCUUGUUGCUGAGACUGCACAGAACAAAAGUUUCGAUAACCUCAACGAAACAAAGUCCGUGUUAGACAGAUAUCAUAAGUAUUUAAAUGCAUCUGCUAUUAAUGAAGAAGGAUUGCAAAAUUUAUCUGUUAAACUGAAUGAGACUCAUAAACUACUCGAGGAUGUUAAACAACGAUUUUACAAUGAUGGUGAUCGACUCUUUAAUCUUAUGCGAAAAUAUCGUGAUGUUACAAGUACCGAUAUAAAAAAUCUUAUAGAUGAGAUACGUAUGAUAAUUGAUGAAACUGUAGGCUUGCGUAUACCAUUAGCUAACAAGCUUUUUUCAAAACGAAUCAUGGAAAAUUACAACGCUGUAAGUGCACGAUUCAUUGAUGUGGUUUAUGAUCUGAACGACAAUUACACAAGCAAAGAUCAACUAAAAAAUAUUCUGGGCGACGUGGAUGAAACAUUGAUGAAUAUUACUCUAGAAACUGAGAAUAUGGUGGGUGACGAAGAAUUCUAUCGUGAAGAUGCCAUUAGAUUGUCCGAACAUCUAAACAAUUCAAAUUAUUUGCUGGAUAAGCUUGAAGACAUGUUUGAAGUUCAAGCAAAGAUAGAUCUCCUUAAUAAAGAAUUACCAGACCUUACAGAUACCUGGAACAAAGUAAAUAAUAGUCUUUACAACAUGUCAGAUAAUUUAUCUCUAACAUCAGUUAAUAUUAGUGAUGCAAUUUUAUUUGUCAACGGCCUGGACGAUAGGAUAAAUCAAAUAGAGUCCGUUAAUAUAACAACGGAAAAUUUAUACAGAAAUUUUUCAAUUCAGAAAAUUGAUCACAAGAACAUAAAUGAAAGUGCUGUACAGCUUAAACGUAAUCUUGACACUCUUCAAAUGUUUGAUAUUGAUGCUAUAGCAUUAGCAAAUAAUAAGUCAAUAACACUGAGUUAUGUACAAAAAAAAUUGACAAACCUUAAUAACUCUUUGAUACGCCUUACUAACGAAAGUAACGAUCUAGAAAGCAUGUAUAAAGAUUUGAAAAGAGCUAUUUCUUCUACAAAAAAUGAUGCGGAAGUACUCAGUAAUGCUCUGUUUAAGUUUAAAGAUUUAGAAAGGGACGUUAAAUCUUUAAAUCGGACGUUACAUGAAACAAAUGAUAAAUUGAAUGAUACCGAGUAUAAAUUGAAAACAGCCUUUGAUGAAAUAAAGUUUCACAAAAAUUCUCUCAAAGUGCUGAAGCAACGGUAUUCAGAAUACUCAUAUGACAGCAGGGAUAUAGAAGUGUUAGUGAACAUGACUGAAAAAACAAUAGCUAAACUAAACAAAACGCUUUCCAAGUCAGAUAUAAAACUUUCUGAUUCGAAAUAUGAAUUCUUAGAAAUUACAGCCAUUUUGUACAAUGCCACUGAUGAGAUUUCAGUACUAAAUAAUUCAAUUGAAAAUGUGGAGAAAACACUUCCACCUACUUUUACAAAGGUAAGAGAAGUAGACAGAUCUCUGGAUAAUAUAACCAACAGCAUACCAGAAAUAGCAAUUGUACUACGUGAUAUUGGUGAUAUGCUUCGGGAUAUGAACGUUUCGUUGGUAAAUGAAAACUUGAAAUCUAACUUUGCUGACAGGGCAUUGCCUAAAUUAAAAGAAAAGUAUGAAGAAACAAAUAGAACUUUUGAAAUGACAAACAAAACUCUACAAAGAAUGGCUGAUGAGAUAGAUAUGCUAAAUGAAUAUAUAGAAACGUUAAAAUUCCGAAUGAAUGACUUUUCUACCAUCAACAUUUCAUUGUCAGAUAUUGACGCAAAUAUUACACACCUCGAAAAUAGGCUGCUGAUUAUGAAGGAGCAUUAUGAUAAUGUUAAAGGAAUAGUCAACAAUUUCAGGAACGACAUAAGUGUAAACAACAUAUUCGGUAGAAACAUAUCUUUGUCUGAUGUCGAGGAUCAAUAUAAAACCUUUAAUGAUAGCUUAGAUUUGAUCAAUGUAGUAUUGGCAAAAAUUGAUAAUGAAGCAUAUGAAAUGGAUGAACAUUUUGAAUUUCUAAACGAGACAAUGGCAGGAAUAGACAAUGCAUUAGACAGGUUUGAGACAAAACAAAUGGAUACAAAAAUCAUGGAGAAAGAUAUAGAAAAUGUUGCAAAAGAUCUUUCAUCUACAAAUAAAAGCAUCGACAGUAUGCAGGACGUGGUUAAUAACUUUAGUGAAAGGUUUGACAAAAUGAAUGUUUUGUAUGCAGACGUCUUACAAUCUACAAUUGAAAAUAACACUCUCGUAAAUAAAUUGUUAGAAACAACCAACAAAUCACUUGAUGAUUUACGUAGCUCUGUGACGAAGCUGGGCGAUAUAUAUGAUAAAGUUACAAAUGGCUUUGUUGAUAUGAAUGAAACAUUGUUCGGAAACAUAGAUUCCUACGUUGGUCUAAAUAACACUCUCGGUGAUGUUAAAAGUAAAUAUUUGAAAUUAAGUAAAUCAUUGACAAAACUUGAAAAAGAUAUAAAUGGCGCUAAACAAAAUGCAAAUGGUAACAAUUCAACCUUGUCGGAACUUUCUGUACUUUUGGACUUCAUAAAUGAAACGCUUUACAAAGAAAAGGUCAAAUUUGAUUUCAUAAAGAAUAAUUUAGGACAUUUAGCGGAUAAAUUUCAUGCUAUAAAAUCUCCUUUGGAAAAAACAAAUAAAACAUUAUCCGCAGUAAAAGACAAUUUAUCCAACACAAGUAAUUUAGUUCAAGGAGUAAAAGAUAAAUUAAAAGGUUUUUCAAAUAUCCAUAUUUCAGUUUUAGAAAAUGCAAACAAAUUAAAGAAACUUGAAUCCAAUGUGUCUGAAGUCAACAGAAAUUUGAAAGAUAUUGAUAAUCAGUACGAACUAUUACAGAAGAAUAUUAAAAACCUUGAUAAUCACACUGGAGAUGUUAUGAAUAUCAAAGACAAAUAUAAGUCGAUCAAUGAAAGUUUGGAUAAUUUGCAAAUGAAUCUUACCGAAAUGUUAACCGAUUUGGAAAAUGUAAACAAUGAUACAAACAGUAUUUCAGAUCAGACAAAACAAUUAAAUUCCGCUUUAGACAAGCUGGAUGGGCAUAAUAACUCUGCAAUAUCACUAACCAAAAAUAUUUCUAAUUUAGAAGGCGAUUUGGAAACCACAGGUUCAAUAAUCAAUCAAACACGCUCUAACGUAAACGAAUUAAAAAGUAUUUUGCAAGAUAUGGAAAAUGUCUAUUCAUCAUUAAACGAUAACGUCCUACUUGGAAACAUCACAGAUUUGAUUAAAAGAUUAAACGCCUCAACGACAGCUUUAAAACAUGUUCAGGAAUCACAUAGAAACAUAUCAAAUGAUGCUACCGGAGUUAUUAGAACACUAAAAGAAACAAAGGAACAUCUAAAUAGCGACGUUUAUAAUCAAGAAAUGCUGGACAGUAUUAAUAAUCAAUCUGGGAAUUCUCUAAAUUAUGUAAAAAAUAAAACUGAUAUUUUACACGAUUCGCAAAGAAAUAUAGCACUUGAUGCUGAUGACAUACAGAAUACAAUUGAUCUGAUAACAAAUGAAAUUUUAAGACUUAAUGACACAUUAGCAGAAGAAAAGAAAAAACAAGAAUUCAUCGCUACAAACUUUCCACACAUGCAAAAAAGAUAUGAAAAUUUGAAUAAAAUUCUAGACAACUCUAACAAUAGUAUCAGUGAGACCAACCUGCGAACUGAGACAGUUGCAGAACGUUUAUCUAGUGUUAAAGAAAGAUUGAACAACAUAACAGCCAUUACUAUACCACUAAAUUCGGAAAAUAAUGAAGCGAUUAGAAUUAAAAAAGAGGUUGAUGAAGUUUUGAAUAGUUUUAAAAAUGUUUCGAAAGUAUUUGAUGAUCUCAACAUAGAUAAUCUCAGUAAUGUUAACACAAAAUAUGAAAAGCUGAAAGACCAGUAUUUUGGAUUCGACAAUAAAAUGAAUGAUAUUGAGAAAGACAUCAAAAAAAUUAAUAACGCCCUGGACGACAUAAACAAAACAGCUUCAUUUAUUAACGAAUCAGUUAAUGAUAUUAAUUCAACUGUUGAUGAAUAUAUAGAGUCAGGCGAUAUCUUACAAAAUUAUGCUUUAUCUGGUGAAAAUUUAUCUGCAAAUAUUGGACAAACAAAUCAUUCAAUUAGAAAAAUAUCAGACGAAGUGCAGGCUUUAUAUGACACUUUUGAUAAUCUGCUUCAGAACUACAGUCAUAUAAAAGAUCCUGUCCUCAGUCAAGCACAAAAUGUUAUCAUGAAUUUGUUGAAUUCAUCUAGUGAUAAUAUACAUAAACUUGGAAAGGAAAUCUUGAAUCUUAACGCUGAUAACGACAAAACCAAAUCAGUGAUACAGAAAAUGAACCGGACACACUUGACAACAAAAAAUCUACUUUCAGAAUUAAAACAACACUUAAAGGAUGUAAAGAACAACUCCAGCAAUGUUAAUGUCAGUUUAAGUGGAAUUGGACAAAUCCAUGCAGAUAUAAAUAAAUCGGUAGACAACUUGUCACCAAACCUCAAAAAUGUCCUUGAUAUGAUUACGAAUUUGAAUAACUCAUUAGUGAAAGAGCAAGAAAAGAUUGACUUUAUUGCUACAAAAAAGCCAUUGAUAGAAAAGAAAUUCAGGGAUUUAUUUGGCCCACUUGAAAUGACAAAUAAUCACCUGUCUUUCACAGACGUAAAAUUAGCUGAUCUAAAAUACGAAAUUAUAACCACUGGCUCCAGACUUGACAAAUUUAAAACACUAAAUUUUACAACUGAUCCGGAAUUGCAACGCUGGAAUAUAAUGAACAACACUGUAAAAAAUAUAUCGAAAUUGUUUCAUCAACUAAGCGACAAGUAUAAGGAAUUGAAAAACUUUUUAAACACGAUGGAUGAUCGGAACAUUAGUAUAGAUGAGAUGAAACUGAAAUUCAACAGUAUCAAUUCUUCAUUGAAUGAUGUUGAAGAUAAACUUGAAAACGUAAACACAAUAUUAUCUGACACAGAAAAUGAAAUAAGGGAAACAGAGAACAUCAUGAGUGGAUUGCAUACAUCAAUGGAUAACUUUAAACAGUUGCAAACUGAGGCUAUGAGAACUAAACAAAAUGUUAACGACUUGGACACGAUUAUAGGUAGAUUCGAAAAUGAUACAAAUCUUGUAAGAAAUAUCGGUUCUGAUAUAAAGCAACAGUUGACUGAUAUGAAAACAAUGUAUGCUCCAUUAAAUCAUACAGAAUGGAAUAAAAUGCAACCAAAGUAUUAUAAAGAAGCAUCAACCGGUUUGAACAAGUUAAAUGAAGUAAAUGAAAGUGUAAACCGCCAGCGUUUAAAGCUUAAAUCAACUGCUAGUAAUUUUGAUAACAUCAUCUCGGAAAUUAGUUCUAAAUAUCUGACAAGAAAAGAUGUUGAUUCAACUAUUUCAGAAAUGCAUACUAGAUUGAACAUAACUAAGCAAGAACUAUCUAAACUGGACCAGCCUCUUAGGGCAAACAGUCAAAAAAUAACAUUAUUGUCUGCUACCAUGAAUAAAACGAAAAAUCAGGUAGACGCUAUGAAUACAACUCUUCAUAAUGAGCUACUAAAACAUGACUAUGUAAAACGAAACUUACCAUCUUUAAAGGAGAAAUAUGCAAAUGUCAAUGUAACUUACGCACAUAACAUUCCAAAUGUACAAGGCAUGGAAGACCAGAUAUCACAACUCGUAUCAAUAAUCGAGAAAAUCAAAGAGAAGAUGCGACAAUUUGGUGUAGAUGACACAGACAACUCUAUUAAGAAGUGGGAUUUAGCUAUCCAAAGUCUUAAUUCCACUGUCGCUAACGCCCUGAGAAGGAACAAGGAAGCAGGGGAUAAGCUAGUUGAUCUAAAAGACAAACUUUGGUCAAAUGGAACAAUGUAUUCGAGCACUGAAUCGCUUGCAGAUGUGAAAGCACGCUUUGAUAAUUACAAUAAAACUUUGGAUGAGAUCAGUGCAGCAUCACACACAAUCAAGAUUAAGCUUGCUGAUUUGAAUGCCGAAGCUUCUGGCGUUAUUGGACAGUUACUUGAACGAGACUCUAUUCUUACGACGACGCCUGCUACCACUACACCGUCUGGACCACCAGACUGGCUGACAUUCCAAAGUACAGCGACUGGGAUAAUAGGGAAGGAUCCUGGAUUUGCCACAUGCGCUGUUGAAGAUCUUACACAGUGGGACAUGAUGAAAAUAACAAGAGUCAAUAAGGACGGUAGAGAAGAGGCAAUAGCCGCAUGGAAGCUAGGAGUAGGUGCAAGGAAAGCAGUGAGAGAUCGCAGAAUAAAAGUCAAGCGUACAAAGACUGCAACAGGUGGUAAAAUGACGGUGGGAAUUCAAACCCUACAGUGUGAGGACGAAGGGACGUACUAUUGUUCAAUAGACUCGUAUAACAUGUGGCCGCUUGAGUCGUCAAUUGGCGUGAUAUCACCUCCCGAGGACGACCUGAAACCAGAAUUUCCAACAGAAGUAUUCGAGGACAAAGUCGCCAACUUCUCAUGCAUGGGGCAUCCCGGUUAUCCUAAUGGUCGAAUCAUUUGGAAAAUUAAGCGAGAAAAAGAAGUCGAAUUCAGGCCAUUUGAAUUUUAUAGUUCAAGGCCUAAGGUUACAGAUACAAGCUGCGUGCGCACAGAAACUAACACAGUAGAAUACCAGUUUGAUUUGCAAUGGAACAACACCAAAGUCCGCUGUUAUAUAGAAAACACGGACUUCUAUGCAGAAGGAAUCAUUCGUCUGCUCCCAUACGACAUUUGUAACAAAGUACGUUAUCAAGGUACAAUAAGUCAUCCAUAUACACCACAUAAAUAUAUCGUCUGCGGAAAGGAACUCAACAUAAUGCAGUGUCCUGGAAACACGUGCUAUGACCAAAAAGAGGAGAACUGUGUCCGAUGCAAGGCUGGUAGUGUAGGCAGCGAUCCUUGCCUUGGACAACCUUUGUACUCCUAUGUCGCCCACGAAACUGACUGCAAGAAGUAUUACAUUUGCAUGGGACCAACAAAGACCGCAAAGAAGUGUACCAAAGGUUAUUUCGCGCCAAAUAUUCCCGGAAACUGUGUCAUGUCGUAUGCGCAGUCGCACUGUGGGCGUAAAGCUGGCUGAAAAAUACAAAACAGAACGACUCUUGUUGAUCAAAAAGAAAUCCUGAAUUUUACCAGAAUGAAUGUAAUGGUUGAAAUCGGUUAAGUAACAUUUUGAAAUAGUUUUAUCUAUUGAAUCUAUGGUGUUAUUAUAUGGCAUCGUGACGUAAUAAACAACAACUUUAUAAGGUAUUGAUACAUGUACAUUCAAAGAAUUUCAUUUUUGUGCGAAAUCGCUAAAACGCGUAUCAAAAGCGAGGUCUAUUUAACCUAUCAAUAGUAAAUACAUGAAAACUAUUACAUAUGUACAUAUGUGUAUACAAAGGGCAGGUUAUCCAGAAUACAGAUAUAUGCCAAAAAUACCCUAUAGAUGUGUACGUGAUGUGGUGUGUUAUUGCACAAACUUCCGGAAUACAUCUACAUAUAUCUUGAAACUGAUUUUUCUCUAAAAUGCCUUACAGCGGAUUAUGAUAAAAGCCAGCGAUGGUCUUUCUUGAUUGACUUCACUAAAACUACUACAUCCUAAUUAUAACUUUCUUAAGCAAUGAUUUGAGCAAAAAUGUUUGUAUCUGCAUUCUGUCUUACAGCUGUGUAUGAAUACAUGAUUGUCAAAAGUUGUCUACGAUUGCUAAUUGUAUCUUUUUUGUAUGAGUAAGUGUACAGACGUGAUGACGCUUUACACAUAAACUUACAUAAUGUACAUAGUUUUAUUUAUUUUCGCCUAUUUUUUGUUGUUGAUAGUGUAAAGCCUGGAUAGAUAUUUCUUCUCUUUUAAUUUGAAUAUUUGUUUUUAAAUUAUAAUGUAUGAUUUUUUUCCAUGGACUUUGUGUAUUAAAUUUCGAUUCUGGUCACAUGAAUGUAGAUUUGUGUAGAUACAGAUUUCAUGUUUGAUUCUUAUACCAUUGAUAUCAGAAUCUCCUUUAUAUGACAGACAGUAAAAUGAUACUGUAUAACUUUAUAAAAUAUGUGUCACAGUAAACAAUAUUAAUAAGCCUAUUUAAAAUAAUGUACAUAAUUGAUUUGAUGGUAUAAAUGUUAAUGUGUUUUAGUUAUUUUACACAAUGUUUCUUUAAUUCCUCAAUAUCACAUAAUUACACAGAUAUAUAAUUAUACAAUAUAUGUACAUUUAGCUCCAUGUCAAAAUGUUGUAUUUAUUUUAACGUUAAAAAACUUUGCAAUUUAUGUUUCUUGUAAUUACCUUUAUAGUAUUGGUUUUGCGCCACUGUUUUCACAAAUAAAUCGAUUUAUCUCAUUA
Molecule: messenger RNA, 18532 nt
Organism: Ruditapes philippinarum (Manila clam)
Lineage: Eukaryota; Metazoa; Mollusca; Bivalvia; Venerida; Veneridae
Exons: 13
Coding region: 908-17299 (5463 amino acids)
Biological process (GO): mitotic sister chromatid cohesion
Cellular component (GO): extracellular region
Molecular function (GO): double-stranded DNA binding; cohesin loader activity; chitin binding
Source: RefSeq, a predicted model, not a curated record